AUGUCCAAAUCUCAGAAUAAGAGUUGCAAGAAGAUAGGGGGAUUGAAGGAAGAAGGAGAGGGGAGUAAAGCUGAGGAUUUAUGUGGCAAUCCCCAUGUUCAUAUUUACAAAGAGGAGAGUGAGAAUUGCAAGAAGUUAGCAGAAGAAAAGGAGGAAGGGGGAGAAGUAGAAACAGGAGUCACUUAUUGCAUCAUUCAUACUCAAAUCUGGAUAGAGGAGAGUACAGUUAAACUAUCUAUAUUCUAUACUUUAAUGAAACCUAAGAUGGUGGUAUUAGUACUUAGUACUCAGUCCAUUUGGGCAGACUUAAGUAUAGAAUAUAGUAUAGUACCAAAGGCAUUCAAAGAGAGAGUGGCAGAAUCAGGGAAGUGUUGUCUUUCACAAAGGAUAACACUUAGUCACACACAAAGAAGAAGGAAGAAUACACAGAAACACAGAUUGCAGACAUUGGAGUUCCAAAUCAUAGGAAGUCAGAUGGAUGAUGCAUCUGUAAAAAAGGGAAUCAGUUCAUAUGGGAAAUUUCAAGGAAAUACAUACAUGGUGUCAUGCAAUGUCCAAAUCCUUUGGGAGGAGGACAUGAAGAUCAGAGAAUAUUUGUUCCAGAUUAAAGCUCCAUUAAUUUGUUGUUAUACAGGAUCUGAUCAUUCACCAUUGCUACUUAAAUGUGAUAUUGAAUCCCCUCCCAUUAAGAAAUCUUUCAGAUUUCUUAAUUUUUGGACAAAGCAUGAAUCCUUCCUAGAUGUGGUGAAAGAGAAUUGGAAUGCAGAUUUUAGUGCUAAUCCUUUUGUACUUUUCAAUUUUAAAUUGAAAAAACUCAAAAAAGCACUAUCAGUUUGGAGUAGAGCUACCUAUGGUGAUGUCUUCCAGAAGAUUGCAAGUUUAGAGGAGCUAGUUUUGGUUCAUGAAAGACAAUUUGAGAUCAAUCCUACUCAGAUGAACAGACAAAGACUGCAUAAGGUUCAAGCUGAAAUGAUCAAGUAUCUUGCAUUGGAGGAGGAGUUUUGGAGGCAGAAAGCAGGCAUGAUGUGGUUUAAGGAUGGUGACAGAAAUUCUAAAUUUUUCCAUGCUCAAGUUAAAGGAAGAAGGAAGAGAUUGAAGCUUACAAGGAUCCAAAAUAGUAGAGGUAACUGGAUAGAAGAGGAGGAGCUAAUUGCAGAGGAGGCAAUAAACUUUUAUAAGGAGCAGUUUUCAGAAAGUUUAAUGCCUACUGAUUUUAGUAUUCUUAAUUAUGUUCCUACUAUGGUUACUUCAGAACAGAAUGAGGGGCUGAUGGCACUACCUACUGCACAGGAAGUAAAGAAAGCUGUUAUGGGACUGAAUGGGGAAUCUGCAGGUGGCCCUGAUGGUUUCACAGGGGCCUUUUAUCAUAAAUGCUGGGAUAUAAUAGAAGAUGAUGUGGUUAAUAUGGUGAAAUCUUUCUUCUGUGGACAACAACUCCCAAGGAGUGUGACUCACACUAAUUUGGUACUGUUACCAAAAAAGAAAGAGGUGCAGACCUUUGCAGAUAUGAGACCUAUUAGUCUCAGCAAUUUUGUGAACAAGAUUUUUUCCAGAGUAAUACAUGAGAGACUGGUGGAAAUGUUACCUAAUUUAAUUUCAGAGGAGCAGGCAGGUUUUGUGAAAGGAAGAAGUAUAGUUGAGAAUGUUCUUCUAACUCAAGAAAUCAUCACUGAUAUAAGGCUUAGGACUAAGGCAGGUCCAAAUGUUGUUAUUAAGCUUGAUAUGGCAAAGGCAUAUGAUAGGCUAUCAUGGCUUUUCCUAACAAAAAUGCUGAGGCAACUGGGAUUUUCUGAAGCAUUCAUUGGUAUGAUCUUUGAUCUUGUUGGUAAUAAUUGGUAUUCUAUACUGAUUAAUGGUCAACCAAAAGGUUUUUUCAAGUCAUCUAGGGGAGUUAAACAAGGGGAUCCUUUAUCACCUACUUUAUUCAUCCUAGCUGCAGAAGCUUUAUCAAGAGGUCUGAAUUCAUUACACUCUAACUUAUACUUUUGUGGAUUUGGAUUACCAAAGUGGAGCCCUAAAAUAAAUCAUUUAUCCUAUGCUGAUGAUACUAUAAUUUUCUCUUCAUCUGAUGAUACUUCCUUGAGGCUUGUUAUGGAAAUUUUGCAUGCAUAUGAGGCAGCUUCUGGACAGUUGGUUAAUAAAGCAAAGUCUGCCAUAUACAUGCAUCAUUUAACAGAUUCUACAGUGGUUAGUAAGGUAGGAAAGCAAGAGUUUCCUCUCACUUAUUUAGGAUGUCCAAUCUUUUAUGCAAGAAGGAGAAUGGAUUACUAUGAAGGCUUGAUCACUAAGGUAAUGGAUAAACUACAAUCAUGGAAAGGCAAACUUCUUUCAGUAGGUGGCAGGGCUGUACUAAUUUCAAAUGUGCUUCAGAGUAUGCCUGUUCACCUCUUGUCAGAAGUGAAUCCCCCAAACUAUGUCAUCAAUAGGCUGCAUAAAAUUUUUGCAAGAUUCUUUUGGAGCAGUAAUGUGGGGGGAAGCUCUAGACAUUGGGCUUCAUGGUCUAACCUUUAUAUGCCUUAUGAAGAAGGAGGUAUAGGCUUCAGAUCUCUACAUGAUGUUUCAAAGGCUUUGUUUUGUAAAUUGUGGGGGAAUUUUAGGACAAAACCUAGUUUGUGGAGUUCAUUUAUGAGUCAGAAAUAUUGUAAGAAAUUCAAUGCAGUAAUUGUACCAUGGAGGGAAGGUUCACAUGUGUGGAGGAAGAUGUUGGAAUGCAGGGAUUUGAUUGAGCAUCAAAUUUUCUGGAAGCUAAGGAUGGGGUCAGCUUUAUUUUGGUAUGAUAAUUGGACUGAAUUGGGAGCAUUAUAUUUUCAACUUCCCCCAAAUUUUGCUAUAGAUGAAGAUAUUCAGAAUGUUAAUGAGUUGACACAAGAUAGAAGAUGGAAUGUGGAGAGAAUUCAUGAGGUUUUACCAGCAGAUCUGGCACAGCAUAUAGUUCAAAACAUUAAGCCCCCCAGGGAAAACAAUGAAUUGGACAAACCUUUCUGGAUGCUUGAAACAAAAGGCAACUUCUCAGUUAAGUCUGCCUGGGACUAUUUGAGAAGAAGAAAUAACCCAAGCAUUGCUUAUAAGAAGAUUUGGGUAAAAGGUUUGCCUUUUAAGAUUUCCUUUUUUAUAUGGAAGGUGUGGAAAGCAAAACUUCCUUUAGAUGAUUUUAUGAGAAGGAUAGGAUAUUUCAUGCCAUCUAAAUGUUGGUGUUGUGCUGAUCCUAAGGAGGAAUCACUGGUUCAUUUAUUCUACACAUCCAAUGCAGCUAAAAUAGUAUGGAGUUAUUUUCUAAGGAGAGCAGGAAUUGUAGUGGAAGGCAUAUCUUUACAACAGGCCAUUACAAAAUGCUGGAUGGCUCUAGUCAUAGACAGAGUGAAGCCAAUAAUGCAAGCAUUGCCAGCUUGUAUUGUCUGGGAGCUAUGGAAGAGAAGAAAUUCACUGAAGUAUGGGACUGCUGUGUCAGUAAAUAGGGUAAUAUACCAAAUCUCAUCUACAUUGCAGAAUUUGGUACAACUAAGGAAGCCAGGUUUGCAGGUCCCUCACCACUGGUCAAAUUUACUACAGAUGCUUGAACAGUACACUCCAAAGCUUAAGUAUGAGAAGGUACUAUGGGAAUUGCCAGAUGAUGGAUGGAUAAAGGUUAACACAGAUGGAGCAUGCAGAGGAAACCCUGGGAGAAGCUCUAUAGGUUUCUGCCUAAGAGAUGAAGUAGGGGAUCUAGUAUAUGCACAAGGGAAGGAGAUCAAAGAGGGAACAAAUACUGAAGCUGAGGCAUCAGCAAUCCUGGAGGCUUUGAGAAUGUGUAGAUCUAUGAACUUGAGGCAGAUAUGGUUGCAGACUGACUCAAUGCUCUUGAAAAAUAUAAUAGAAGGCUCAUGGAAGCCUCCCUGGUGUAUUUUUGAUCAGAUAGAUGAGAUUGUGAGAUUGAAAGGAGAAUUUACACUCAGAAUAUCUCAUACUUUCAGGGAAGGUAAUUAUUUAGCAGAUCAUUUAGCAAAUCAUGCAUUGGAUGUGGGGGACAUGGAAUGUCAUAGCUUUUGGGAUCUGGAUCCUCAGGGUAGGAGGUUGGUGAAUGAAGAUAAGAUGCAAUGUCCUGUUUUGAGAGUAAAGGUUGCAAGGAAGUAA
Messenger RNA from Nicotiana attenuata, 4110 nucleotides. RefSeq lists its product as uncharacterized. Gene Ontology annotation, molecular function: RNA-DNA hybrid ribonuclease activity; nucleic acid binding. The record is from RefSeq and is a predicted model, not a curated record. The transcript has 3 exons. Lineage: Eukaryota; Viridiplantae; Streptophyta; Magnoliopsida; Solanales; Solanaceae. Bases 1 to 4110 code for a protein of 1369 amino acids.